Molecule: messenger RNA, 5066 nt
Organism: Manduca sexta (tobacco hornworm)
Lineage: Eukaryota; Metazoa; Arthropoda; Insecta; Lepidoptera; Sphingidae
Gene: alph
Product: protein phosphatase 1A
Exons: 4
Coding region: 346-1521 (391 amino acids)
Biological process (GO): negative regulation of stress-activated MAPK cascade; protein dephosphorylation
Cellular component (GO): nucleus; cytosol
Molecular function (GO): protein serine/threonine phosphatase activity; manganese ion binding; magnesium ion binding
Source: RefSeq, a predicted model, not a curated record
AAAUCAUAUCAUAGACAAUUACUAUUUAUGUCCGCCAUUCAUUCUUCUUUUUUGAGUUGCUUUUUCGUUUUACGAUUCCGAGAGCACGAUUUGUCAUCGAGAUCUACGCAACACGUUCGCGUAAUUAUUCAAGCAAAGUGAAUCAGGAACAACUAAAUAGGAGGUGUGGAGGCAUUACCGCUUCAAGUGUAGUGUAACAGCCGUCUGACGUGAUCGCACCCGUGAGAUCGUAUCAUCCAGUGAUGCUCUGGCUUGCCUUUUACGUUAUCGGUCGCGACGUGAGUCCUAGUGCCUGAUGGUGUGGAAACUAUGUUCGAUUAACGAAACAGUGAACGAGGACUCAGCAUGGGGGCGUUUUUGAACAAGCCCGAGACUAAGAAAUACAACGAGAGCGGCGAAGGAAACGGUCUCCGCUAUGGCGUGGCGUCGAUGCAGGGUUGGCGCGUGGAGAUGGAAGACGCGCAUCACGCGCAACUUACACUGAAUGGUACUCUCUCCGACUGGUCAUACUUCGCGGUGUUCGACGGGCAUGCGGGGGCCCGGGUGUCCGCGCACUGUGCGGACAACCUACUCGAAUGCAUCCUGCAGACGGAUGAGUUCCGGCGCGAGGAGAUAGCGGAGGCGAUCCGCGCGGGCUUCCUUGACCUGGACAAGAAGAUGCGCGAGCUGCCGGAGCUAUCCAAUGGGGAAGAGAAGUCCGGCUCGACGGCGGUGUGCGCGUUCGUGUCACCGAAGCAGAUAUACAUAGCGAACUGCGGCGACUCGCGCGCUGUGUUGGCGCGAAACGGGCUGCCGAUAUUCGCGACCCGCGACCACAAGCCGGAGCUGCCGUCGGAGAAGUCGCGCAUCGUGAAGGCGGGCGGGUCGGUGAUGAUCCAGCGCGUGAACGGCAGCCUGGCGGUGUCGCGCGCGCUCGGCGACUACGAGUACAAGAAGGUGCUGGACCGCGGGCCGUGCGAGCAGCUGGUGUCGCCGGAGCCGGAGGUGUCGGUGCACGAGCGCUCGGAGGCGGAGGACGAAUUCCUGGUGCUGGCCUGCGACGGCGUGUGGGACGUGAUGAGCAACGAGGCGCUAUGCGCGUACGUGCACUCGCUGCUGCAGCUCACCAACGACCUGGUGGCCAUCACCAACCAGGUCAUAGACACCUGCCUCUAUAAGGGCAGCAAAGACAACAUGAGCAUCGUGCUAGUGGUGUUCCCCGCCGCGCCGAAGCCGAAUCCCGAAGCGCAAAAGGCCGACCGAGAGCUGGACGAGACGCUCAGACAGAGACUCACAGCUUUGAUCGAGAGCAACGCGGGCGGCGGCGCGGGCGGCGGCGCGGAGGCGCGCGACGACCCCUCCUGCCACUUCUCCUGCGUGCUGAAGCAGCUGCUGCACGAGAACAUACCCGGCCUGCCGCCUGGGGGAGGACUCGCUGCUAAGCAAGCGCUACUGGACAAAAUAUACAGGGAGUACUACCCAGACCACAAGGACAGUUCGGAGACGUUCGACUGUCAGACCGACAUGGCGGACGUGAACUAAGCGCGUACAUUACCGCACGCGGCGACAUCGCACACACACACCGCACACAGCCAUCAGUGUACACCGUACAGGCGGGGUUGCCAUUACUAAAAACCAAAGUUUCCCUAUAUUGUAAAAUGGAGCAAACUUAGAAAAUUAAUUCUUUAAUUAAUUAUCUUAGAGUUCAAAUUAUAACCGAUAUGAGUGGUGUGCGAUUUCGUCGCGUAAACUUAGCUGAAUACAAAAUUAGUACAAAUCGAACGGAGUUGCGGCUACAUUACUUUGUAUUUUUGUGAACGUCGCGUCGGCCACGCUGUAACCUGUACAUAACAUACUGAAGGUAAUAUAGUUGUAAUUUUGUUUCGAUUUAAUACGAAAUCCGCUAAAUAGUACUUCGUCUGUGUUGAUUGUCGAGUCAAUGUUGCCAGCUUUGUAUAAAAAAUAUACCGUUAAAUUGUGUCCAUAGGUAAAAUAGAUCUUUUUUGUCUCCGAUUGUCGAAUGUGGCAAGUGCGGUAAUAAUUUCAUGAUAAAUGUUGUAUGUAAUACUCUUUAGUUGCGUGGGGCGUUGUUGUGUCCUCGUUGAAAAACCACAGGACAAAAAACUUUUCCUUGCCCGCGCACACCUUUCUUUUGUACCAAAAUCUAAAGAUUUAUACAGAUAAUGUGGCACAAAUACCUCAUUUUGUUCACAAUAAACUAUCCAAAUAUAUACUUUAACCAAACACUUAGAAUGAUGGGCGCGACCCAACAAGUUCGGACGCAUUACAUUUUUUUAUUAUUAUUUUUAGUAGAUUAGAUUGUUUCGUGUUAACAUUGGCCAUUCGUGAAUAUCAUAAUAUUAAAUGUUUAAUAUAGACAUUCUAAUGGGUAUAGAGAAUAAAAAAUAUACUUCCACAUACCUCACUGUUUAUGGCGUCAGUUCUUAUUGUCUAUGAUUCAAGAUGGCCAGUCACUUAGUGGAAUAAUUUGACCCCCUCGCAAUUUUCGUUCGUUUAUGGUGAGCCUAAGAGAAAUUUAUUGCUAUAAAUAAAUAGAUUUCAAAAAUAUAUUGAUAAUAAUUAGUUUUUUUGUUCUUUUUGUACAUAUUUUUCUAUACAAAUGCAUAGUCAUUAUCCGAAAUGUGCGAAAAGUUUUUUUUUUUUUAUUGUCAUUGUAAAUGUAGGGCCAGGGGGGUUUGUGGGGGCGCUUACGGGAAACUACGAUAAAGUUUAAAGAGAGAUCUCGUUUCGCCUCUCAACAAAUGUCUCAAUAAGUAUAAUUAUUCGGGAAUUGUAUGCAUGGGAUUUUAAAUAGUUAGUUUACUUUGUUUUUAUUUCAUACAUUUGUGGAUCAUUUAUUUCAUCUCACAAUAUUUUAGGUGCUGACUGACUGAGGCGCUAUUUAUGGACUAAACAAGACGAAAUUAUCGCAUCUUCGUCAGUGUUAGUUGAAGGAGUUUUCAGUCAGCUGGCCACCUAAAAUGCUUCUAAAUUUAAUUUUACAUGUAUUUUAUAAAUUCGGCGUGCUUUUAAAAUUGCUUCGUACUUAGAAAAGGAAACUUAAUGCAUUAUUUCGACGCGUGAAGGCAGAAAGCGCGGUUCUAGAGCUUUUUAACAGCAUUAAAAAAAAGAUAAUUAAUUUUUUUUAGAGUGUACCUGAUGCUGGCUUGAAUACGAAAUGGAACUGACUAUCGGUUACACUAAAAAAUGUGUUGAUAAUUAAAACAGUUGGUAAACAUUAAUUUAAUAUGCUGGAAUAACAUGCGUGUUUUGAUACUGAAAAUAAAUAAUAUUGUUAUCAGAAAAAGCACUUGUUAUACUGUGGGUGCUUUUAUGAUUCUCCUUAACAGUCUAAAUGUUGAAAUAAAGUUUCGUUUUUAAAUACACUGCUUUAUAACACCAAUAUUCGAAUAAAUUAAAAUAACACUGCUAUUAAAGUUAGUUAAUAAAAUAUCCUAGAAUUCCGCUAUUGACAUUAUAUUAUUGCCAUGUUGAAAGCUCUAUGACUGCAUCUUCGAAAACCAUUACAUCGUUACCAACACUCGUGCAUCUUCAUAUCCGCUGCGUAUGACGGUUACUAUACAUGUAAAUAAAAGAAUGGGAAAGUGACUACUUUUGUACCUGUCAUGACUUCAUUAGAAUAAAAAAUUGUUUGUAUUUGGAUCGGGCGCAUUUAUAAUCUAGCCAAAGUUUAUCUUUCGGGGCAUUAUAUAUUUCAUUGUAUAUUUUACAAAUAAUAUUACAAUUGAAAUUCGUAAUUAAUAAUUAUUUGACUCGACCAAUAAAUACUUCCAACAAUUAGUCAAAUAUUUUUAAAGCUGGCAACAUAUUUUCACGCGCCUGAUCCAAUUUCCUUAUAGUUAUACUGAUUAUAGAAAUAUGUCAAAAUGUGCCGUUUAUGAUACGAUUUUCACCAAUUUAAUAAGUGUAUGUACUGUACAUGGGGAUAUUAAUGAUGGGUGUGCCAAAUGUAACUCAAAAUUGUGUUGCCAGUAAUUACUAAAGUCUACUAUUAUGGUAGAAUGUGCUAACAAUAUGGAAAGUUAAAAAUGUAAGUAGACAACAGUAAAGCACCUAUGAUUCCUCUGGAAUUGAAGUAGUUCAUUGGAGGUGUUGAUCACUUGCUAUCAGGUGACUUCUCUCGGCUGUCUCCAUUAAUGAUUACUAAAUAUCACACAUUUUUGAGUUAAAUUUGCGUGUUUCAAAUUUUUAUAUGAAUAAAACAAAUACCAUAUCUGAUAUAGUUUGUAACGUAACAUAAAAAUAAAAUGCCCAAAUUGUCUAGUUUAUGAUUCAUAAUAAAGUUCUUACUAUAACAGUUUUGCGAAUGUUACAUAUAUUUCGGACGCGAGUUAUGGCGAUUUCAUAAUUUAAUGCGUAUUUGAACUUACAACACUGUUCAAUAUAAAAUGUUUUACUGUAAUUAACACCCUAUUUCCGUUACAAAAUGAUUAUAAUGCCUUGUUUGGGAAAAAGUUGACCAGUGUUGUUUUAGAAACAUUUCUAAUAGUAGAAACGCCAUGCGUGUGACACCAGACUUCCUGUUUCCACUGUUAGUUCCACACGUCGUUUGGCAUCGAAUAUACAUUUAGUCUCAAGAAUAUCUUCAUUGUGGUAGGUUUUUUUGGCAUGUAGCAACACUUGGAAUUUAAUUUGCAUUCGACUCAUAAUAAUCAUUCGUAUUAUAAUUAAUAAAUUUCUAUAUCGCAUUUCAAGACUUGUGUGCCAAGCAUUGCUAGAGUUAUUGAUUAAACAAGCCAAUAUUUACAUUACUAAAAUUAAAGUCAUAUAUCUCUCUGUAUUAGAUGCCAAACGAAAUGACAGCCACAUAUUUUCCAUUAAGCCCGUCAUUUAUUUUUACCUAUUUUGCAUUGUUUCCAUAGUGCUAUAAGUUAUUUUUUAAUUUAGUUUCUUUUCGUAACUCGUUUGAUUAGACCAAAUGUUAGCGGUGGGUUGUUUUACUCGUAACCACGGCGCGUAGGCUUCACGUCGGUACGUACAAUCGCUUUCGGACGAGAGGACGUAGUGUGUCUCGGUAUCUAGUAGGCGCUUGAACAAUAAAUACCUGAACCAUUGCAAUGGAUCGU